UGGUCCCAGAUUAGAAGCAUGAAGCGGCUUGGGAUCCUCGGGCUGGUGGCCCUCUCAGAGUGCCUAGUCAUUAUCCCUCUAACAAAGAUCAAGACUAUGCGAGAAACUCUCAGGGAUGAAAACCUCCUGACACAUUUUCUGAAGGAGAACACGGACAACAAGUCCCAGAAUGCCACUGAUGACCCGAAUAUUUCUCUUCAACCCCUGAGGAACUACAAGGAUAUAUACUAUGUUGGCAACAUCACCAUUGGAACACCCCCUCAGGAGUUCAAGGUCAUCUUUGACACUGGCUCAUCUUGCAUGUGGGUUCCUUCCAUCCACUGCUCCAGUCCCUCCUGCCGUUCACACAAUCUCUUCAACCCUCAGUUGUCCAGCACCCUCCGGCUCACAGGCCAGUCCAUCAAUUUCAAAUACAGCACUGGGAGGAUGGCUGGAGUUGUUGCCUAUGACACUCUUCGGAUCAUGAACCUUGUUGACCUGGGCCAGCCAUUUGUCCUGACUGAGACACAGAGUGGGUUUGAUCAUGCACCCUUUGAUGGUGUCCUGGGCUUGGGCUAUCCCAGCCUUGGUCCCAAAAGGAUCACCCCUGUUUUAGAGAACCUGAUGAAACAAGGCCUCAUUUCUCAGCCUGUCUUUGCCUUCUACUUCAGCACCAGGAAUAAGAAUGGCAGUGUGGUGAUGUUUGGUGGGGUGGACCACAGCUACCACAAAGGACAGCUCAAAUGGAUACCAGUGUCCCAAAUCCGCUUGUGGUACAUAACCAUGAACCGCAUCACCAUGAAAGAGGUGACCGUUGGUUGUUACCAUGGAUGCAAGGCCAUUCUGAAGACCGGAACUACGUUGCUGGCUGGCCCAACUAGACUGGUCACCAACAUCCAGAAGCUCAUCAACGCCGUACCUUACGGUGAAGAGUAUCAGGUUCCAUGUAGCAACAUCCAGAGCCUGCCUACUAUCAUCUUCACCAUCGGUGGCAAUGACUACCCAGUGCCCUCUGAAGCCUACAUCUGGAAGGUGAGGGGCCACUGUAUCAGCAUGUUUCGAGGGGGCGCAGAGGACUUGAGUGAGUUGGAGACCUGGAUCCUGGGUGACAUCUUCCUGAGGCUGUAUUUCUUAGUUUAUGAUCACAAGAACAACAGGAUUGGCCUGGCUCCUGCAGUGUAA
Molecule: messenger RNA, 1161 nt
Organism: Hippopotamus amphibius kiboko
Lineage: Eukaryota; Metazoa; Chordata; Mammalia; Artiodactyla; Hippopotamidae
Product: pregnancy-associated glycoprotein 2-like
Exons: 9
Coding region: 19-1161 (380 amino acids)
Biological process (GO): proteolysis
Molecular function (GO): aspartic-type endopeptidase activity
Source: RefSeq, a predicted model, not a curated record